UACCAAAUGUAUACGACGGUAUCACUUUGAGGUUUAUUUAUAAACAAGAAAGAUGGCAGAGACUUCUGAAUCCGCCCUUUCUGUCAUUCAUCCAGAAAAUACAAGCGAAAAUAAAGAAAACGAAGAUGAAACAUUUGAACCGGAGAAAAAGAAAGUAAAACUAGAAAGCUCGUCGACUGUUCUCGAGUUUAAAUUGGAGGAACGGCUGAGCGGAAUCCUUUGCUGCGCAGUUUGUUUGGACCUCCCCAGGACUUGUUUCCAGUGUGCAAAUGGACAUCUGAUGUGCUGUGGUUGUUUUAACCAUCUGCUGGCUGAUGCACGACUAAAGGAUGAAACAUCCACUUGCCCAAACUGUCGCUGUGAAAUAAGUAAAACAUCGUGCACCAGGAACCUUGCAGUGGAGAAGGCUGUGUCUGAGCUGCCAUCACAGUGCCAGUUUUGCUGUGUACAGCUGCCCCGCAAUUCCCUGGAAUACCAUGAGCGGGAACUUUGUCAAGAGAGGCCAGCAACAUGCAAGUACAAGCGUAUUGGCUGUCCUUGGAAAGGCCCCUUUCAUGAUAUGUUGGGGCAUGAAGACUCGUGCACUCACCCACAGAAUUCCGGGCUCGAGAUAAUGGAUGCCCUUAACAAGAUAGAUGAUGCCCGGUCAGCAGAACACAAGCUGUUCAAGGAUAUAUUCAGUCUUCUCUCAUUUGAGAAAGUAACAUUUAAUGACCUGCAGCUGAAGCCAUACCGCACUGAUGACUUUAUUACAAGGUUGUUCUAUGAGUCAAGUCGGUUUUCUGCGUUCAACCACCAGUGGGUAAUUCGUGCCAAGGUUACCCAUGAUCAGAAGGACCCGGCUCACUCUUCCAACCGCGCCCUCACCUACCAGCUUGUUCUAAAGAGCAAACUGACUCAGCCCAUCAGCCUUCACUACGUCGUCCUCAAGGGCCCGUACGGGGACAUGAAGGUUAACCCCGCCAUCUACCGACACGAGUUCACAAGCGAUAGUCUUGAGACCACUCUCCAUGAUCUUCCCAUCAUUGACUCCAUUGAGUGUAACAAGCUCCUUGCAUCCAAAACUAUGAACAUGCGAUUACUGAUGUUUCAAGUCCCAUCUUAGAAAGCUUGAGAGCAUAUAUGUUUAGAAACGCUUGAUAGUUACAUUCUCUACAUGGGUCAUGUUUCAAUAAAGAUUGUAAGGCUUUCAAUAGUAAAUUUACAGGCAUAAACUCAUUUUUGACGUAAAAUGUGUUUUUAUAAAAAUAAGUUAAGAAGUUUAUCGCAAAGAUUCCAUCUGUAACUUUUCUGGUGAACCUGAGCACUGUUAAGCAGCAGGUUCAUGACUUAGAUAACUUAUUUAAACAGGCCCAGAUCAUUGACAUUAUUUGAUUGAAAAAUCUUGACAUUUUCCACUAUGAAUCACCCGGUUACUAAGACUUUAGGUUUGACUGUUAUUUUAUCUUUCUUUCUUUCUACUUGUUUUUAUUUGUUCCUGUUACUCUUGUUUAUUGUUUCAUUGGGCAUUCUUACAAUAGUCAAAACUUCUGUUUUAAAUCUUGCUAAGUCUAUUUUAAGAUUGUAUCUUGUUGAAGAGUCUGUUUUACGAAGGCAUUUUACUAAAUAUAUCAUAUUUUUACUGUGUAUAUACUUUAUUUAAAAAAAUAGUAUAAACAAUAUUUUUUAAUCAAUCAAAACCCAAUAUUUAGUACAAUAUAUAUACAACUUAAUAAUUAAACUGUUUUGGGACCAAACCGUAUAACUCAAACUUGUACCAAUUAUAAAAUAUUUUAAAAUCUUUUUUUUUUUUUUUUUAAUUCAUCAGAUCAUUCUAUCCUUCAUGAUUAAUAAUUUAUUCUUGGCUUAUUAGUACUUGCUCAAGAUAUUUUGUUUUAACAAAGAUAUGGUUUAAUGGCUACACUGUUUCAAACUGCCCUAACUUUUGUGUGUUCAUAUGUUUUUGUGUUAACUGUUGCAAGAAUGUUGACUGAUAGUGUGUUAUUUGUGUUAACUGUUGCAAGAAUGUUGACUGAUAGUGUGUAAUGUAUAUUUAUGUUUUUCUUGGGUCAAAAUACAUGUAUGCAAGAUAUCUCUUUAAUUAUUCAUUUUACUCAAUUUGUAUCCUAAUUUACCUGUAUUAUAAGUACAUUAUAUUUUAAAUCCUUUUAAAAUGGUACCCUAUUUUGACCCACUUUUCAUGUGUCUGUGUAAUGCAGUUGAACACAAGUUUGUACAUGUAUUCCAAGGGCUUUCAAAGACCUUAUUUCAUGUCUUGUAAGGACUGAUGUGAAGUACGAGGUUUCAUUAUGUAUUAGAUAUAGUAAGACAUAACGUGGCAUUAGAGAUUUACAAGUUGUAAUUUAGGAUAUUACAAUCAUUGAAUAUAGUUGUACAUUUAAAAGGCAGAUAACAUUGGAACUAGAUUUAGCUGCAUGUGCAGAUGGUAGAUGCAGUGGUCGAAAUUAGCACAAGCUCGCAAGCCCUGCACUGGUAAAAUGUCUUUCGGGCUUGCUAAAAUUCUUAAUUUUAUAUAGCAGGGCUUGUUCAAAAAUUUGACGCCAAGCAAUAGUAUAAUAAUUCGGGCUUGUUGAUCCAAAAGUCUAAUUUCGAUGACUGGUAGAUGUCUAAGAUACAGUAAUUGUUAGAUAUUGCAAGGAAAUAAAAACAUUUGUAAACCACUUUCCUAUAAAUUUAUGUUACCGGUAUUGUUUUUUUUAUUGCAAGAUAUUGUUUUAACUGCUAUGCUCUCUGAAAAUCUAUGCUGGAGAUUGAGUACAGUUGCAAGUGAUAACAGAGUAAUAUUCAAAGGGACUUUUGUAAAUAGUUGCUUUCCUAUCAGGCUUCAAUGUACUACGGGUAUUGUAGUUAUUGUAUAGGCAUUAACGUGUUAAGAUAUAUUUCAGCCAUGUCUAAAAAGACCCCCCACAAUCAUUCAUAAGUGCAGUAGUGUCUAUUUAUGUUAGAUUGUAAGAACUUCUUCAGUCUACGUUGUCAAUAGCAGUGUUGUUUGCCUUGACAGUAGAUAACAUGUAUAUCAAAAAGACAUUAAUCAUCAUUAAAAAGAGAUUCAUGAACCAUUCACAGUCACAAAUAUGCACUGAAGUUUAUCACACAAUUGUUAAAAAAAUGUUCACCACAUACACAAACAUAUUAAUAUUUGUUUCAUUCACACAGCUUUUUUUAUAUUUAAUUGGGGAAAAUGUUCUCCAGUUAAAUAAAAUUUAUAAAGAAUAUCAGUCAAUUAAAAUGCGGAUAACAUCAAUCACCCUGUCCCAUAAGACAGAUUUCAAUGCUGUAUCAUAUGACCAAUAUUUGUACUUCAGUUUUUCAUUUUUCUCCAAUAAUGCUUCAAUCUAUCUGGAUUAUUUUUCCCUGCAAAAUUGAGUAAUACAAUAUUGAUUUCUCGUUAAUAUUUGUAUGAACCAAUGUAUUCAUUGACAUUGUUGGAUUAUUGGCAGUUAUUUUAUUGAAUUGUCUUUGAACAGGCAUCUAUUCAGUACUGAUACAUCAAAGAUUGAUAUAUGCGAUAAUGAUACAUGACAUACAUAACAUUGGGUCUUCAAACAAACUUUUUCUUCUCUUGUUUGUCUUUUAUUAAUACAGUAAAUUGACAUUUAAGGAAGCAAUGCAUUUUCCAAAGGAUUUUUUUUAUAUAAGGCGUAACCAUGUGGCGUGCAUUUUGGUCCUUUAAAUUGGUUUUAAUGUGAACAUGGGGACACAAGUGUUAAAAAUCCUCACCAAAACAUCGUGUGACAAUUAUAACCAUUGUUUUUGUCAAUUUUAACGAUUUUUUUACAGUAUGACCAAAAACCUGAAAAUGAAUGACUUAGUUAAAAAAAAAUCCAUAUUGUAAAACAAUGUAUUUCUUCUGAUAAAAGCCUCGAAAUCUUUUUGUUGUCAAGACAACACUGUGGUUGUUAAGUCCAUUUGAUAGCUAGGUAAACAUUGAAAGCCAUGUCUUGGAGCUGGACAGAUUGUGCAGGAUUAACUCUCAAACUUAGAAAAUAGUUUACUGUAGUUCAAAAACGGGCAAUGUUUUAUUGUAAAGAUGAAUGUGUGAAUAAAUUAUGCUUUGAAUCGCCAAUAUCACAAUGCUCUGUCGUUAAUGGAACUAGUGACCCAUCUAUAUUAAGUACUACAUAUAAGACUAUAAAAAAUGUGUAUUGUUACCUAUCCAGACAGUUAUUUUUUUGCACAACCCAAUUAAAUAUAAUCAGGAGAAGAGAAAAUCAAUAUUGUAUUCUUUCCAAAUACACUGUAUCAUAACACUUUCCAGGGUUCUCAAUCACAUUUGAGCUCACUAUAAUACUUAUAGACUCAUACUUAGACAGAUGUAGUGGUACCUUCUGUGACUUGCACUAUUCACAUUCAAUCAAGAACCCUGACUUGUUAUUUUCUCCAUAUUCUGUUAACCGUUCCUUAGGUCAGAUAACCUGUUUCUUGUCAUGAUCUAUUGGUAUAUUAUACUUUCUUGCAUUAAUAUAUUUUACUAAGAUUGUAUUGUUUGCUAUUUAAGUAGAUUAGAGAAUAAAUAUUAAGUAAAGUCA
This is a messenger RNA of Mya arenaria, 4529 nucleotides long. RefSeq names its product zinc finger TRAF-type-containing protein 1-B-like. Lineage: Eukaryota; Metazoa; Mollusca; Bivalvia; Myida; Myidae. Gene Ontology annotation, molecular function: zinc ion binding. The record is from RefSeq and is a predicted model, not a curated record. The transcript is spliced from 4 exons. Bases 53 to 1105 code for a protein of 350 amino acids. Gene Ontology annotation, cellular component: nucleus.